Molecule: messenger RNA, 945 nt
Organism: Plasmodium yoelii
Lineage: Eukaryota; Apicomplexa; Aconoidasida; Haemosporida; Plasmodiidae
Product: fam-b protein
Exons: 2
Coding region: 1-945 (314 amino acids)
Source: RefSeq, a predicted model, not a curated record
AUGAAAAGCAGUAUUUUUAAAUUUGUUUUUUUUUCAAUUAUUAUUUCUUCUUUUGAAUAUGCCCAAAAUGUUAAACCAACAAUAAAAAAUAGUUAUAUAUGUGUUAAUAAAUAUUUCAUUUCUUUGCAGGAAUUAUACUUUGUAAACGAGAGAAGCAUAAACCUUGAAAGGAAUAUAACAAAUUUUAGAAAUAAUAGGAUAUUAGCAGAUACAGACAACCGAUUCGAUUUAAAUAAUUUUUAUGAAUCAACUUUGAGUCUUAUAAAUAAAAUUAAUGACGACAAUGAUGAUGACGAAGAAAUAACAAAGCUUAAAAGUAUUAUGAAUUUACAAUUAAUGAAGAGUAAAGAAAGUAAUACAUUAAAAGAUUUAAAUAAUGUAGAUAAGAAAACUAAAAAGUACGUUUUAAAACUUCAAAAAGAAUUAGAAGGAUUAAAAAAAGAGCUUGAUGAUACAAAUAAUGAUGAUAAAAAGGUUGAUGAUAAAAAUAAUGAUAAUAAAAAUAAUGAUGAUGAAAAUAAUGAUGAUAAAAAUAAUGAUGAUAAAAAUAAUGAUAAUAAAAAUAAUUAUGAUGAAUUAGCAAUAAAGCGGGAACAUGGUAAACACUUAAUAGAAAAAAAUGGACAUUUUUAUCUAUCAGAUGUACCAGAAUUUAAACCAAUGAGCAAUGAAGGUAUUUUGGUGGCGAAAGAACAUCAAGAGAUCAUUUCAUAUAUUAAUAAUGAACGAAGUACUACUAGAAAGUUAAGAAAAGAAAGAACCAAAUUAAUAAAGAAGGUGAUCUUGUUGAUUGGAGUUUGUGUGACGGGAUUGAUGACAGGAAUGGCCCUACCAUUUUUAAUUUUUAUUUCAAUAAUUUCAUUUGAAACUGCUAAGAAAAUGUGGAAAAUCUUUAGAUUAUCCAUGAAAACAUGGAGAACAAAAAAUCACAGCAUAUCAGAGUAA